Aphanomyces invadans is the source of this 757-nucleotide messenger RNA. RefSeq lists its product as hypothetical. The coding region runs from base 181 to 471 and encodes 96 amino acids. Gene Ontology annotation, cellular component: U6 snRNP; precatalytic spliceosome; U4/U6 x U5 tri-snRNP complex. NCBI's taxonomy places the organism in Eukaryota, Oomycota, Saprolegniomycetes, Saprolegniales, Verrucalvaceae. Gene Ontology annotation, molecular function: RNA binding. The transcript is spliced from 5 exons. Gene Ontology annotation, biological process: mRNA splicing, via spliceosome. The record is from RefSeq and is a predicted model, not a curated record.
CUUGCACUCUUAUUCUCCCGCACAGUGCUUCUUGCAUCUCGGAAGGAAUCCGGCGCAUUCCUCGGGCCAGUUUUGUUGCAGCUCGAAACACAACUUCAGCCCACGCUCUACGGAUAACUCUCUGCGUAUCCGUCGUCCGGAUAUAAGUUCUCGCACUUGUUGUGUGGAGCUUGGCUGAGCAUGGCAACCUUCCUCCAUGAACUCGUGAAUCACAUGGUGUCCGUGACGACAAACGACGGCCGCAACAUCAUUGGUGUGCUCAAAGGAUACGACCAGUGCAUCAACGUCAUCCUCGACAACAGUUUUGAGCGCGUGUACUCUAUGACCGACGACGUGCAGAUCGAAAACCUCGGGCUCUUUAUUGUUCGCGGCGACAAUAUCGCCAUUAUCGGGGAAGUUCCUGACAACGUCAAGGAACAAAGUCAAAGCGAUACAUUACGAGCCCCCCCCAUGAAGCCCGUAACGCAUUAAGCCGUCCAUGCAUUCCUUCAUGUGUCCUCAACACAAUCCACGUUCCUGCUCUUAUCUCCAGUACAAGCCCGGCGGAGGCCUAAGACGGCAGCCGGCCCCGGAUAUCAAGAGGACCUCAGAGGGGGCGAAACGAGAUUCCUCGUGUUCACAACGUACUAGAUAGAAUAAAGAGUGCUAAGCACACUCGCUGUCAACCCUCGUCGUCAGUGCACAAAUCACUACACUACGUGAGUCCCCGAAAGUUCAAACAUCCCUCACCACGUUGAAAGAAUUGCUACCUUUCCAC